Messenger RNA from Haemonchus placei, 303 nucleotides. The record is from the annotation of a GenBank genome assembly. NCBI's taxonomy places the organism in Eukaryota, Metazoa, Nematoda, Chromadorea, Rhabditida, Trichostrongylidae.
AUGGUAUUUCAGAGUUCGAAUUCGGAUCCACGUCGAUGUUGGAGAGGAAGGAGACGUACCAGCUGAACACAAUCUUGCUGUACAUCUGCAAUCAGGAGACAGACCUCUACACAGGCAAAUGGAUUCCAUUCCGUUUGAGGAGGAGACAAUUUCCGAUUCGAUUAGGCUUCGCUACCACUAAAAACAAGGCACAGGGCCAGUCGCUGUCGAUCCUCUACAACUGGUUGGAAAACACUAUAUGGUACUUUGAAUCGCUGCUAUAGACUUCUCUCCCUCUACAACUACCUGGAGAAUACUACGUGA